AUGAGGUCACUGAGGGUGUCACCGCUAGUACGGCGGGCCUCUCCCAGCGGCUGCGUUAGCAACAGUCGUUCGUCAGAUGACACCUCGAAGGGACUGGCAAGGCCAAACAGCACUUCCUGUAUCGAGGGCGAGAGAAAAUGUGGAGCUGGAGGCGAGUUACUAGUUCCGGCAGAUCUGAACAACCAUUUCCUUCAAAGAAGAAGGUCUCAUCCAGGGAGAGGCCAGACCCUAGAUACUGAAUCACCUCUGUCUGCCGUUUCCACGCCGACCCGCAACUCCAGUAGGUCAGCAGAUGCCAUUAAAGAUGACACAAUUCCUGAUGCAGAUAGGGUUCACGAGAAACUCCAGCAGAUGUGGGAUGACGGGGAGCUGUCGCCUCGCGCUCCUCUUGAUCGGUCCCUGGGCUACAUCUCUUCUUCCCCAAACAGCUCGGGAAAGGGAGCUUCCGGUAGUUCAGUAACUCCUGAAUCUGCAGGAGGAGCUCAGUCGUGCAGGCAGAAUCCACAGCAGCAAGGGGCUGCGGCCCCAUUGUUCAUUAAUGAUGUGAGAGCACUUCGGCAGAUGGCACCCUUCAGCUCAACAGAGGAACAAGUUCUUACACGCUCACAACGCAGAAGAAGCAGUGCAAAUCUUUUGCAGCAGCUUGUAGCAGCUCAGUCUUGUGGUUCGACGCACCAAGGGCAACGUGAAGCUUCCCUCCAGCAAGAGCAAGGUGCUAUCGGUAAGGAGCAACAGCAGCAACGUGCUGCAGGUUUUCAAAAACAGAGUGAACACUGCGAUAUCUCGGACGGCCAGCAGCAGCAUUAUCAAACUCAGACGGUGGUAGCAGCUCUGGAUCUUUCCACUGGUCAAGCGUGUGGCUUCAAUUCCUUUGCGGGUGCCGACGCUCUGUCACGGGGCAUUGGAGCUCGCAAACGCCGUGCCAGCAGUCCUGUAGUGUCCACCGAUUCUUUUUCUCCCCAAUAUCGUAGAAAGAGCGACAGCAACUUACCAGCUGAUGGAGUGCCUCAACCUACGGGCCGCAAGCGCCUUUCUGCUCUUCGGACAUCUACGCAAACCCUUAUAACAGCGGAUGCAACUCCUGCCACAUCCAAGGAGUCACCUAGACGCAACUCAGCUACUUCAGCGGUGCCAUAUAACGGGAGAAACGGUGGCGAAAGAGAUAUGUUUGAUAUAACCAUCAACUGCACUAGCACUAACAGCAGCAGAGGCACGAUAGAGUCCCCCUUCCAGAAGCACCCUCCACCUUCCCCUUCGGAUUUCCCGGUGUCAUCUCCUAUUAACACCGGCUCUUACUCCCCUCAGCGGAAUGUUCCAGCAGAACCGAAGCUCCAAGCCCACCAACUGCAGGUGCACAGCACUUCUGCCGUUAGUGGCCGGCCACCUCUGCGUGGCCCACUGGGGAAGGAGAAGCAGGCGCUGGGCAGUCCACUGCGAACUUCCCCCCGUCGUACACACGGUGAAGGGGGGGCCUCCUGCUCACAAUUCCAGACCCCGCGGGGGCCUUGUAGCUCACUGGAGCCUCAGGAAGACGCAACAGGCGCUUCUGUUCGCCAAAGAGCCUCACAGCGGUGCCUGUCACCCCUUCCGCUUCUUUCAACGGGCACCCCCAACAAGAGAGCCGCGGCGGAGCAGCGGGGUGAUGGGCCGCUAUCUAGAGAAGCCCGCGAGAAAGCCGCUCCCCUGGCGACAGCAGAUGCGCAUGGAAGGGUCCGUGCCAUUGCAAUUAGGGCACCGUCUACUCUAAAAUCCGCUGUGACUUCUCGUCGCGCUUCAGCGGCGCCAGCUUCAAGAUUCAAGGAGGCUCCUGGCAGCUCCAAUGCCUCCAUAGUGCCAUUAACGAGCAACAGACAGGCAGAAGCGGCAAAAGGAAUGACAGAGACACUUGAAAUGUGCAAGGCACCUUCUUCACCUAGAAAGACUGAGACUCCUGGCUCCAACUGGCACAGACCGGGGCGUCCUGGCGCUGCAUCCCCUCGUAUGGCUGCAUCGGAGAGGCAGUGCAAAAGCCAGUUGACAUCUGCAACAUCUCCUAAGCACUUAUCUGACCGAACUGAGAAGGCUGCUCCGGAGCCUCACACCAAGUGCCGUUGCCCAAGCGUUAGAGAGCCAGGGGACAUUCCCCCAGCAGCCGCUGCAACGCGAAGACGUUCUGCAGCGAGGCGCAGCAUUGGAUUGACGUCAUCAAUGGGACCAAGUUCGUCGUGGGUUCCAACAUCGCUGUCAGACCGCCGCUCCCCUUCUGUCUCGCCGGUGGCUUCUCAGGACGUCACGGACCAGCCUUCUGUGUUGAUCACAGCCAGGAGCCCCAUGCGCCUUGCAAAAGCUGCAGCGACACAGGAACGCAAGGCAGUGGCAAGGCUUGUGGACACACCAUUUGGAGCGGCAACCCAGAGUUCAGUGGCUUCACAGAAUAAUCUGGUGGAUGCGUGUGUUGGGGCCAGCCAAGGAGACCGUUGCUCAACAAGAGCUUCGGCAGCGGGGAAAGCUACAACAGUAGGCGCUGUUCGAAAGGGAUUAUCCCGCGCACCUCCCCCACGUCACCCUGCGGGAAAACCUCGAGCCAGCAGCGGCAAAGGUCUGUUCCACAAUGCAACUGCACGAAGCGGUGCGAACGUGCUACCUAUCACAAAGCCUAGAAUCCUUAUUCGCGUGCCAGAGAAGCAAAAGGGCGUCAAUCGCAUUACGGUGAGCUGCAGACCAGCUGGGGGUGCUGUGCGUGGACUCCGGAAUUCUCGCGGUAAAUUACCCGCAUCGAGCUCAUGCCCCCGAGGAAUCUCUGGAGUAGCGUCCUCGCGGCAAGGACGCCCGGCUGUUAAGUGCCACUCAUCUACCCGCAUGAAAGCCGAGGUUCAAGUGUCCGAUUCGGCCGAAGCAAAAUCUUCCGGUGCCAGUGCAACGGGAUGCAAAGUAGAUGCGAAAGAUAACGCACUUGUUGCGAAGGGUGGGCACAACGAAGACCUGCGCAGUAAGUGUCAGAGCCAGUCAGAGCUCUCGAGUGCAUCUAAUGAAAUAUCUGAGAGGCCUACGCAGUCAGAACGGCCUCACCUCAACGGCACGGACGAAGACCACAGAAAGCGUUGCAUGAAAAGCGCAAUCGGCUGCUCCGUAGUAUCCUCUGCGCACUCCGCUGCGGGUGUAGGGGUGCCUGCAUCUGCUGCCGGCGCAGCACUGACGCAAAGCUCGUUCGGUAAUGUCACGGCGCAUCCUCCUAGCCGGCGACGCAGCAGCUCUCCGCAUAGCCUAGCACUGCAGAAAUUUACCAGCAAUGACGGAGGGGAUGACAAGCUUCAGUAUGGCAACUUUACCUCCUUGCGUCGCGCCUCAAGUGCCUGUAGCCUCGAAGAUGGCGAUGGAAGGCGCGUUUCGGAGCAGCAACAAAGGAACGAGGCGCUACGCCAGGAGUGGGAGGGCCGCGAUCGGGAGUACCAGGAAAGGCAGCAAAAAUUGCUGCAAGAACAACAGCGCAGGGAAAGACUGCUUGCUUGGGAACAACGCGAGGCUGAAUUGCUGAAAAACCGAAAGGCUCUGUCCAAAGAAGAACCUUCAUUUUGGGGAUUCGACCCAUUCAUGGUUGAUGAAGAGGAUGAGAAGGUCCUCACGACAGAAGAAUUGCGGGUUGAGGUGUCGCGGUUCUUAAAGGGCGACCUGCGUUUCCACUCACGAGCUGACUUGCUUCGCGUCGUGAAGAAGUUCAGCGAACAGACCCGGACGACAACGACAACCACGAGCUCGAGGCUGAACUUCGCUAAAGUGGACCAACGCGUUGUUCCAAUGGCAGCGCGCCAAGUGCAUGGCACUGUCCCACACGAAAGACGCCGAAAGUCAAUCCUACGCAACAGCAGCACUGGUCCGCAGCAGUCCACUGAGAGUCGCAGGCGAAGCCGAGGAAUUAGCUUUUCUCCUUUCAACAAGGUCCAACUUUAUAUGCUUGAUGAGCAUGAACGAGCGAGCAAGGAAGCAGCGGCUCAUUUGUCUCAACAGGGAGAACAGCGACAGCAGCUUCGGCAGAAGCUUGCACACCAAUUUCAACUAAUGCUGUUGCGAGGCGACUCGGACUUGGAGCUGGCGUUGAUACGUCGCGAACUAGCAAACCUCUACGACCCCGAUGAUGAGGAUAGUAUAGCCUUUUUAUCGCCGACACUGGCUCCGGGCCGUGAUGGUGAGGCAGAUAGCAGAGAGUCUCCAAAUCCCUCUCAGCAGGGUGGAGCAGAUGCGAAGCUAAAUGAAGCAAGGGAACUGACUAACUCAGUAGCUUCAGACGGAAGUGGACUAGGCAGGCUUCCUUUCACGGUCUCACCAUCUUGGCGACAGAGGCCCCACAAUGUCUGGCAAGAAACCCCGGGAGCAUCUCAGACUGAACCCUGCGCUGAAUGGAGCCCUCCCCCUAGUCCUAUAGAACCCAGCCGUUUGAAUACAGUUGGAGACAAAGACGGCAAUGGGUGUUGGGAAACACCCAUAGACAGCGCAAGCAGCGCCAUUGAGGGCAAACGUGAGCUUAACCGCUCGGAAAAUGAUGAAAACACUAACUGCAACGCGACACAGAGCCCGGCCCAUCUCAACUCUGCCAAGGAACUGUCGGAUCCGCAAGACCCAGUGAAGGAACUGUCCGUCGAAGGCCCCCCUAAACUCUUUGCCUCAGAGGCAACCAGGCGACCGUCCGUGUUGAGCCGACGCCUUUCCGUGGUGCCCAACGCUUGA
Eimeria mitis is the source of this 4701-nucleotide messenger RNA. RefSeq names its product Proteophosphoglycan 5, related. The record is from RefSeq and is a predicted model, not a curated record. The transcript has 7 exons. Lineage: Eukaryota; Apicomplexa; Conoidasida; Eucoccidiorida; Eimeriidae. The coding region runs from base 1 to 4701 and encodes 1566 amino acids.